GUUGUACACCAGUCUGGCUUAUGACAGUGGGUAAAAGCCAGUAGGAUAUCUUUCACUAUACACAACCAGAAAUGUCAACAUCUAUGAUGAUGAAACUGAACUUUAACGUGGAACGAGUCCAUCUUGUGGGUGCUGGAUCCUAGAGAGAGAGCGUACUGGCCUGUCUGUUUUCACCAGCUCCUCCUAUGCUGCCCUGCCAGUUUACCAGGCUGUGAGAGUGAGAGUUCAGUAGGAGAGGUGGGUGAGGAGGGUUGGGGUAUCUGACAACCAGAGGGAAGACACAGACAGCCCAGCCAGAUGUCCUCGCCCUUCGUGCCAGUACCUGUCCCCAUCAGAGAUAGGACCCUGCCAGGGGCCAACGGAAAGCCCAGGCGCGGGCCUCAGAGGACCUCAUCUUUGAACAGUGUCUCCAGCAGCUCUGAGUCCUCCUCCACUAGAGGCCCCAGGGAUGAGACCCCGGGCCCUGGCCGUGACCCUGGGAGGAGAGUGAAUCGAGUCGGAGGGACUCGGUCCCAGAGCUCAGAGAGAGGCUGCUGCUUCACUUCUCCACCCUCCCUGCUGCAGUGUCAGAGCCCAGUGACCCGGGCCAGGCUGAACGGGCUUGGGCUGGACCCCACGGUGGAGUACUCCAGCUCCUCCUGGACAAACAUGGACCAGGAAUCGCCACCAGGACCUCCAGGGUCCAUCACAGGGUCCUCAGACUGGGAGGAGAGGCCCAUCACCCCCACCGUGCUGGGCUACGAGGUCAUGGAGGAGCGGGCCAAGUUAACGGUGUAUAAGGUCCUGGUGAGGAAGACUCAGAAGGAGAGUUGGGUGGUUUUCAGAAGAUACACUGACUUCUCCAGACUCAACGACAAGUUGAAGGAGAUGUUCCCAGGGUUCAGACUGUCUCUGCCUCCAAAGCGCUGGUUCAAAGACAACUACAACUCUGACUUCCUAGAGGACAGACAGCUGGGCCUGCAGGCCUUCCUGCAGAACCUGGUGGCACACAAAGACAUCGCCAACUGCAUAGCGGUGAGGGAGUUCCUGUGUUUAGAUGAUCCUCCAGGUCCUUUUGACAGUCUGGAGGAGAGCCGGGCGUUCUGUGAGACUCUAGAGGAGAGUAACUAUCGUCUGCAGAAAGAGCUGGUUGAGAAGCAGAGAGAGAUCAGCUCCCUCAAGAAGAGACUGGAGGAGAAGGACCAUCACAUCCACCUGCUGGAGAAACGCAUCAACAGGGAGUCUCUGACCCCAGAGAGCCAGAGUGGGCUGUCAGCUCAGGGCAGUGAUAGCAGCGUAGACGCAGACGGAGACGUGGAGUCAUCAACCGCCGAGGCAGACCAGGAAAUGAUGUCAGAAGAGAAUGGGAAGUGUGAGGCCCACCAGUCUCUCCGUCUCUCAGGGUGUUGGUGUGGACCUGCCACUGGCAGCUCUCCGCCCGUCAUCGAGGUGACCCAGGUGUGUGACGCUCGGCUGGAGCACUGAGCCACCGGGGACAACCCUGCUCUCCUCUCUCUUCCUUCCUUCUCUCUUCCCCUCCUUCCUUCCCUCCAUCCACCCCCCCCUCCCUCCUUAAUGACUGUGAUCACUGUUACUCAAGGAUCUUGGGAUUGAAACAUUCUGAGGGUGGGGCUUCGGACGUGAUCCCCCCGACAUCGGUUCAAGUUCAGUUUGUCGGCAGGAUAGUUGAUCAACCCCCUGCCUUGCUCAGACUUCCACAGACCCUGGCCACUGUUUGUCAGAUAGAAUAUAAAUUGGAUGGGGGCACUUUAUUCAGUAACACCCCCAGGUCUGAUCAGCUUCCAGUUAACCUGACUGGACACAAGGAUACUGACAGGAGCAGAGUAGGGACACUUUAUUCUGUAACACUCCUUCAAUGGCUAAUUGUCGCCAUGAAGUUGUGGAUAGAGUAAGUGAGGGACCUUGCAUAGACCUGCAGGGACACUUUAAUAUGAAACACGUUGUUUUUUUUUAAAGGUGAGGGCAGUCCUCAGAUUCACCUAGUCAAUUUGCUAAUGGAAGCUUGAAGACAAAACAUCCAGCUCAGACUGGUGCAGCCAGAUGACGUAGGAGGAAUGCAUCCAUCAAAUGAACUGGUAACUGUAUCUAUUACUGUAGCUCAUUAGUUUGGUUCUUGGGAUUAGUUGGAUCCACACCUUAUCUGUACGAAACAGGUUUCCAGAGCCCCCAGAUCCGUGGUCUCCCAGCCAAAGAGUGGAUGUGUAUGAAAUGACACCCUAUUUCCUAUAUAGUGCACUCCUUUUGACCAGAGCCAAAUGGGUCCUGGUCAAAAGUAGUGCACUGAAUAGCCGAUAGGGUGCCAUUUCACACACAACCAGUGCUUCACAACCAAAACCUGUAGAGGGAGAGAGACUCCACCACCACCUUAAAGCCAAUUGGAUGAUUGGGUCUUGCAAUAUGAUGAACCAUAUGAAAAUCCAUAGAUGGAGAAAUGGAACCUCACAUAGGUUGACUACUACAGCACCUCUGCAUCAGCGAAACCCCACCACCCUCUGGCUAUAGCAGGUAUGGCCACAGACGAUGACUCUGGACAAGGACUGGCGCGUGGGAAUAUUCUGGCGGUCGUUGUGUACAAAAUGGAGGGGAUUAACAUGUAAUUUCCUGUUAUUAUAAAGGCCGAGGCUGUUAUGGGGCGGUUGGAAGAUAUUUGGAGAUUGAUAGAGCUCAUAUAUAUAUAUGUAAUUUAGCUUGUCCACUAAUAUGGUCCAUGUAGUCACAUCUCAUUGCUUUGCACUGCCGAUCUGACGUACAGUAUCUUCACACAGGUAGAACAGGAAGUAUUUGUGGGGGUGGUACAUCAAAUACAUGAGUCCAUGUGUUUGUGUGCUAGUUUGGUUCAGUGAUAGUUUAUAUUUUUGACCCUACACAUUUGUUGAACUGACAUUUGUUGAUUUGCCGCUGUUAUGUUUGAUGUCUUGCAUUGCUUGCACUACUAAACCACGUCAUCUCUGUGAAGGUCUAAACACAAAGUGAACCUUAACAUAUCAGUGUACGGGCCACAAUGGAGGGACCGUUCACAUCCUUAGCGUUCAGACACCUCUUGUUUAUCAUGUCGAUCCCACAUUCCAUGAAAUCACUAUCUUUUAUGCCCAAAUUAACCCAAUUUCUACACUAAGAAAUGUAUUUUUCAUAAAUACAUUAUCAGAAGAAACUCAUUGAAGCCAGACAAAUGUGACUGAAUGCUACUUGCCAGAGUCAUAAAGAGAUACAGUAUACAUGUAUAUUGCUCUGCUACUCACGUUCAAAAGGACAAAAGACAUGCUUUCUCCUUUUUGUUACUCCACUGAUUCAUGCUGAUGUGAUUGGUGGAUGGAAUCAUUCAUAUAUCAAAGUUGAGCAGAAUGACCCCUGUCUGCAUGGAAUCAGUUUCCUCUAACUUACCAGACCACUAUCACUGACCUCAUCACUGCCUGUGAACUACGGGUAUUCCAAUCCUAGAACUAGAAUUAGGGAUUCCAUUCUAUGGUUCCGCUCCCUUGUGAAUGUAUGUGAGAGAGAAUAUGUUGACCAGACUCAAAAUCACGAUAAGCCAUAAUCUGAGCACUUGUUGUCAUUGUUGAGUAUACACAAACAUCCCAAAAAGCCAUACUCAGUACAGUAUAAUAUAUACACAGAGUGUACAAAACAUUAAGAACACUGUGCUAAUAUUGAGUUACACCCCCUUUUGCCCCAAAACAGCCUC
Molecule: messenger RNA, 3682 nt
Organism: Coregonus clupeaformis (lake whitefish)
Lineage: Eukaryota; Metazoa; Chordata; Actinopteri; Salmoniformes; Salmonidae
Gene: snx16
Product: sorting nexin 16
Exons: 8
Coding region: 298-1464 (388 amino acids)
Biological process (GO): early endosome to late endosome transport; endosome to lysosome transport; protein targeting to lysosome
Cellular component (GO): late endosome; early endosome; extrinsic component of endosome membrane
Molecular function (GO): phosphatidylinositol binding
Source: RefSeq, a predicted model, not a curated record